AUGGCUUCCGCCACUUCUCCCGCCAUUUCUACCGUUACCAUCUUCACACUCUUCUUCUUCUUCACCUUGUGCGUCCUCUCCUCCUCAUCACCAUCCACCAUCGGUGUCGGCUACAUUUCGAACGUUCUAGAACUUCAGGACCGCGAGAGGGCCCCGCCCUAUGUCCAAGUCGCCGCCGCUCGCGGAGUCCUCCACCGCCUUCUUCCUUCCCACUCCUCCAGCUUCGACUUCCAAAUCGUCUCGAAGGAGCAAUGUGGUGGUGCUUCCUGUUUUAUGAUUAAGAACCAUCCUUCUUUUCGUAGACGAGGAAUCGAUCCACAGAUUCUGAUUUCCGGAGUCACUGGAGUGGAGAUUUUGGCUGGUCUGCACUGGUAUUUGAAGAAUUGGUGCGGCUCACAUAUAUCUUGGGAUAAAACUGGCGGUGCGCAACUAUUUUCAGUCCCAAAAGCAGGUUUACUCUCUUGUGUAGGAGAUGGUGGCAUUUUAGUCCAGAGACCUGUUCCUUGGAACUAUUACCAGAAUGCUGUUACAUCUAGCUAUUCUUUGGCCUGGUGGGACUGGAUUAGAUGGGAAAAGGAGAUUGAUAUGAUGGCCCUCCAGGGUAUCAAUUUGCCAUUAGCAUUUACAGGUCAAGAGGCUAUAUGGCAGAAAGUUUUCCAGAAAUUUAACAUAAGCAAAUCAGAUUUGGAUGAUUUCUUUGGAGGCCCUGCAUUCCUUUCAUGGUCUCGAAUGGGAAAUCUGCACGGAUGGGGUGGACCUCUCCCACAAAGUUGGCUUGAUCAACAGCUGAUUCUGCAGAAAAGAAUUCUUGACAGAAUGUAUGAACUUGGAAUGACUCCAGUUCUUCCAGCAUUUUCCGGGAAUGUUCCAGCAGCACUCAAAACUAUAUAUCCAGCAGCAAAGAUAACACAGUUAGGAAACUGGUUUUCUGUUAAGAGUGACCCUAGAUGGACGUGCACUUACCUUCUUGAUGCAACUGAUCCCUUAUUUGUUGAAAUUGGGAAAACAUUCAUUGAGGAACAACUAAAAGAAUACGGAAGGACAAGUCACAUAUACAACUGUGAUACUUUCGAUGAGAAUACUCCACCCGUUGAUGAUCCAGAGUACAUCUCUGCAUUAGGUAAAACAAUAUUUAAGGGACUGCAAAGUGGAGAUAAGGACGGGGUCUGGCUAAUGCAGGGGUGGUUAUUUUCAUAUGAUCCAUUCUGGAGGCCUGCACAAAUGAAGGCACUUUUACAUUCUGUUCCUGCAGGGAGGAUGGUAGUCCUUGAUCUGUUUGCUGAAGUGAAACCAAUUUGGACUACUUCAGAGCAGUUCUAUGGUGUUCCUUACAUCUGGAAAUUUGGUAUUCAUUACAGGUGUAUGCUGCACAACUUUGCAGGAAACGUUGAGAUGUACGGCGUUUUGGAUGCAAUAGCAUCCGGACCAAUUGAUGCUUGGACAAGUGAAAACUCAACCAUGGUUGGGGUUGGAAUGUCAAUGGAAGGUAUAGAACAGAAUCCUGUUGUUUAUGAUCUAAUGUCUGAGAUGGCUUUUCAGCAGAACAAAGUUGAUGUUAAGGACUGGAUUAAUCUGUACUCAACGAGACGUUAUGGUCGUGCAGUUCCUUUAGUGCAAGACGCCUGGAGUAUAUUGCGUCAUACCACCUAUAAUUGCACUGAUGGUGCCUACGACAAAAAUAGGGAUGUGAUUGUGGCAUUUCCGGAUGUUGAUCCAUCCUUUAUAGCAAGACCGCCUCAAGGUUAUUACCAAAAUGAGAAAUCAUUAGUGUCAAGAAGAGCAGAACUCCUGGAGGAAGUAACUGAUUCAUUCGAGCGACCUCAUUUAUGGUAUUCGACUUCUGAAGUAGUACAUGCAUUAGAACUUUUCAUUGCAAGUGGAGAUGAACUCUCAGGAAGCAACACUUACAGGUAUGACCUUGUAGACCUGACAAGACAAGCUUUAGCCAAGUAUGCAAAUGAGCUGUUUCUGAAGGUCAUAGAAGCCUAUCAUUUAAAUGAUACCCUUGAAGUAGUUGGCCUCAGCCAGAAGUUUUUGGAACUGGUUGAAGACAUGGACACACUCUUAGCAUGCCAUGAUGGAUUUCUUCUAGGACCGUGGUUGGAAAGCGCAAAGAAACUUGCCCAAGACAAAGAGCAGGAAAUACAGUUUGAAUGGAAUGCUAGAACUCAAAUAACUAUGUGGUUCGACAACACAGAAGAGGAGGCAAGUCUUCUUCGCGACUACGGAAACAAGUACUGGAGCGGGCUUCUGCGAGACUACUAUGGUCCCCGAGCAGCCAUAUACUUCAAGUACCUGAUAAAAAGCUUGGACGAGGGUAGUGAUUUUGACUUGAAGAACUGGAGGAGGGAGUGGAUCAAGCUCACAAAUGACUGGCAAAGCAGCCGGAACACAUUCCCGGUGAAAAGCACCGGAAAUGCGGUGACUACUUCUCGGUUGCUUUUCGAAAAGUACUUACGAAGCGCUGACAUAGAAUCACCGGAUGAAGCUGCUAUUAUGCAAUAGCCUUUUGAUCGAUCGAGAAAACCUCUUUACUGUACUCCUUGUAAUAAGAAGAGUUUGUAGU
Molecule: messenger RNA, 2566 nt
Organism: Fragaria vesca subsp. vesca
Lineage: Eukaryota; Viridiplantae; Streptophyta; Magnoliopsida; Rosales; Rosaceae
Product: alpha-N-acetylglucosaminidase-like
Exons: 19
Coding region: 1-2505 (834 amino acids)
Source: RefSeq, a predicted model, not a curated record